GCAAAAAUGGCUACAAAACACUAAUGUUGUAGUGUCCUGUAACCAGAAAACAAAAUGGCGACCGUUUGUCGUCUACUCAGAAAUAAAUGCAAUUUCCUGUCCAAAAAUGUUAUGAGAGCAAUGUCAAAUGAAACACGAGUUAUAGACCCUCAUGAAGAAAAAAUAGUUGAAAGUCACACAGAAAGAGACACCAUUAUUGUUGACAGAAAUGAAGUAUUAGCCUCAAUCACUGGUGUACCCGAGGAGCAUAUUAAAACUAGGCGAGUGAGAAUCUACAUGCCUGCCAGGAACUCGAUGCAGAGCGGCUCCUUUGGUCUGAACAGGUGGAGAAUGGACUUUGACACGAGGGAACGCUGGGAGAACCCUCUCAUGGGUUGGCAGUCAAGUGGUGACCCACUCUCCAACAUGCAUCUGGAGUUCAAAAACAGAGAGGACGCUGUAGACUUUUGUGAGAGAAAUGGUUGGGAGUGCUAUGUGGAUGAACCCAUCAAGACGACAAUAAAACCCAAGUCCUACGGGGCAAACUUCAGCUGGAACAAGAAGACAAGAGUGUCCACCAAGUAGACUGAAGCCUCUACAACAAUAAAUGACUAAAAUAUAGUUUGAAUAUUAAAAAACAACAACGUUUGUUGCAUUGCUGCUGUUUUUAAUCGGUUUCAAUUAGUAUGAUUGUGGUUAUUUCUGAUGAUAUUUGUCAAGAAUAUCAAUGGUAAUAUUCUAAAAUGAUAUUCUACAUUGUGAAUUUUGAAUACAAGUGAACUGUAAA
Molecule: messenger RNA, 766 nt
Organism: Dreissena polymorpha
Lineage: Eukaryota; Metazoa; Mollusca; Bivalvia; Myida; Dreissenidae
Product: NADH dehydrogenase [ubiquinone] iron-sulfur protein 4, mitochondrial-like
Exons: 5
Coding region: 55-564 (169 amino acids)
Biological process (GO): electron transport chain
Source: RefSeq, a predicted model, not a curated record